AUGAAACUCAUCAUCCUGGACGACAAAGCUCAGGCCUGUGAAUGGGCUGCCAAGUACAUCAGAAACCGAAUCAUCCUGUUUAGCCCAGGGCCAGACAAGUAUUUCACCCUGGGACUUCCCACUGGGAAUACCCCUAUUGAAUGCUACAAGAAACUGAUUGAGUAUUAUAAUAAUGGAGACCUGUCCUUUAAGUAUGUGAAGACAUUUAACAUGGAUGAGUAUGUGGGCCUCCCCCGUGACCACCCUGAGAGCUACCAUUCCUUCAUGUGGAACAACCUCUUCAAGCACAUUGACAUCCACCCUGAAAACACCCACAUCCUGGAUGGGAAUGCAGCUGAUCUGCAGGCUGAAUGUGAUGCUUAUGAAGAGAAGAUCAAGGCAGCUGGAGGAAUUGAGCUAUUUCUUGGAGGUAUUGGCUACGAUGGGCAUAUUGCCUUCAAUGAGCCUGGCUCAAGUCUGGUGUCUAGGACGCGCGUGAAAACUCUGGCCAUGGAUACUAUCCUGGCCAAUGCCCGGUUCUUUGAUGGAGACCUUUCAAAAGUCCCCAAGCUGGCUCUGACAGUGGGUGUAGGCACAGUCAUGGAUGCCAGAGAGGUCAUGAUCUUAAUUACAGGGGCCAAAAAGGCAUUUGCACUGUAUAAGGUCACUGAGGAGGGGGUAAGUCACAUGUGGACCGUGUCUGCCUUCCAGCAGCAUCCCCGUACAGUAUUCGUGUGUGAUGAAGAUGCCACACUGGAGCUUAAAGUGAAAACUGUCAAGUAUUUCAAAGGGUUGAUGCUUGUUCAUAACAAGCUAGUAGAACCACUAUAUAGUAUAAAAAAAGAAACAGAGAAAAGCCAACCUGCCAAGAAGCCAUAUAGUGACUAA
Messenger RNA from Gracilinanus agilis (Agile Gracile Mouse Opossum), 867 nucleotides. RefSeq names its product glucosamine-6-phosphate isomerase 1. Gene Ontology annotation, cellular component: cytoplasm. Bases 1 to 867 code for a protein of 288 amino acids. NCBI's taxonomy places the organism in Eukaryota, Metazoa, Chordata, Mammalia, Didelphimorphia, Didelphidae. The transcript has a single exon. Gene Ontology annotation, molecular function: identical protein binding; glucosamine-6-phosphate deaminase activity. The record is from RefSeq and is a predicted model, not a curated record. Gene Ontology annotation, biological process: carbohydrate metabolic process; N-acetylneuraminate catabolic process; D-glucosamine catabolic process.